This is a messenger RNA of Porites lobata, 915 nucleotides long. NCBI's taxonomy places the organism in Eukaryota, Metazoa, Cnidaria, Anthozoa, Scleractinia, Poritidae. The record is from the annotation of a GenBank genome assembly.
AUGUUUGCCAGGCAACGCUCUACGCCAUACCAGAAACAGAAGAGUGCCUUAGAGGUUGAGUUUAUGGAUUUCCUCGGAUUUACUUCACAACGGGACAUGUGCACGGCCAUUCCUGAUGAUGUUGUCGAUUUCUUGAUGUGGAAGGACAGUUUUGGUAAAACGGUGGUACAUUGUGAUACGUGUCCUUUCUUUGGAGAGAGAAGUAAUUCGUCCUGUUCGUGCCCUAUACGCUUGGCGUAUGGUUCGGUUGACUCUACCAUUGGGAAACUGAGAGCCAUUUUCAACAAAUAUGGUAGAACUGCCAUUGAUGGCCCUUUUCUCGGGCUCGCUAAUCCCGCGGCUUCCCCUGAGGUCAAGUCCUAUUUAUCCGCCAUUAGAGAGCAGCAGUUGGUUGCACGGGUCGUCCCCAAGCAAGCUGAGCCAUUCUUUUUCAGGGAUUUGGUGCUCUUGUUGUCUGAGAUACUUAGGCGCAUGAACACCCACCUUCGUUCUCCAUCACAGUUGUAUAUUUUAGCACGGGAUAAAGUGUUUUUUAAAACACAGUUCUUUGGCGGUGACAGGGCAGGGGACUUGGGUCGGGUGCGAACGCAGGAGAUGCUGUACUUCCCCAACAAUCAGGGCUUGUUGUUCAACCACACCUUGACGAAGUCCCUGAGGGAUGGUGCUUCGAAUCUUUUUGGCCUCAAGCGUCAUGUGGAUCCGACCGUGUGCCCGGUUACCGCCGUGGAGGUUUACGUUAAUCUUUGCGACUUAUUAAAGGUUCCUGUUCGCCGUGGAUUUUUGUUUCGACCUUUGAACCCAUUGGGGGAGGUUCUGCCUGGCCCUUUCGGGUCUGCUGCAGCCCAGUCACGAUUAUCCCUGUAUGCUAGCCAGCUCCCGGACUUGGCUAAUCGCAACAUCACUCUGCACAGUUAA